AUGGACUGGUACAACAAUCGAUCAAAACGUAGCUCAAUAUCAACAGGUGCCCCAUCAUAUUCUCCUGCCUCGUAUGGGAUCUUAUCCACCAGUUUACACUCUCCUUUCAGUCACAACCAGCUGCGAUUCACUAGUGGAACCACCCCGGUUCCGAAGACACCUCCACUCAGCUCGACUUCAUCACCUAGCUUGAUGACUACUACCACACCUUUAGAACGGAAUUCAUAUUAUUUCAGCCAGUUGCCGCUUUACACCAGUGACUGGCAGUAUGUUGCUAAUUCCGAACUGGAUUGCAUCGCGCUAGGUUCGUACAAAGAAGGGUUCACGAAUAAAUUGGAGAUUAUCCAUGGCGUAAGUUACGAACAGGAGUUUAAGAAUAAUGACGAUGUGAUGUCGCCUACUGCCGGGUACGAUGAUGACGUUGUCCAAGGAUUUUAUUUCCUGCGGGUGGCCGAGACCAGUGUCGAUUAUCCGAUUACACAUUUACAAUGGGAUCCAAUGAUGGCAUCAAACGGCGGCAGUGAACGCCUUGCUGCUUCCAGUGAAGUGUUAAGAUUGUAUAAGGUGAACAAGGAAGAAGGGUACGAUAGUAACAACAACCAUCAUAAUAACUACAGUUUGACCCAGACUCACAUAUUGGCCAAUAAUACCGCCAGCAGUUGCACAUCAAGUUCGAACUCGCUUGGCAACAAUGGAUCAAGCUCCAAAAACGAUGAUAUAAACACGUACCCUCCAAUAACGUCUUUUGAUUGGAACAAAACUGAUCCUAGCAUAUUAAUCACAUCGAGUGUAGACACAACAUGCACAGUGUGGGAUUUACACCGCAGUCACCCGCGCGAUGAAACCACCGACACCGCCACGGUUAAAACCCAAUUAAUUGCCCACGACUCUGAAGUGUUUGACGUGAAGUGCAUUCAUAAAUCAACCAAUGUCUUUGCAUCAGUAGGCAAUGAUGGAUCAAUGAGAGUGUUUGACUUGAGGAGUCUUGAACAUUCGACUAUAAUCUAUGAACCACCCACGAUGACGGCCACGUCUUCCUCCUCGUCCAGCAAUCCAGCUUCAUCCACAUUUAAUUCCAAGGCAUUGAUUUGUCUUUCUACUUCAAAUAUUGACCAACACCAUCUUGCCACCGUCGGUAUCAACUCCAACCUUGUUAUAAUUAUCGAUAUGAGAAUGCCGGGAAUACCAGUAGCGACGUUGGACGGAUCAUUCGGAGGAAUCAAUCAUGCCCUGAUAAAUCUGAUCCAAUGGCAUCCAACGCUGAAUUACUUGUUAACUGGUGGUGACGAUUGUCAGGCGCUUGUUUGGGAUUGUAAUAAUUUGACUCCAAAGAGUGGCAGUUCUAGUAGUAGCACUGGUGUUGUACUAGAUACUCCCGUACUAGCUUACGAAGAAGAUUUAGAGGUUAAUAAUGUUUGUUGGAGAAAGGAUAAAGGUGAUUGGAUGGGAGUAAUCAGUGGUAAAGGAUUCCAAGCGGUACUGAUAUAG
This is a messenger RNA of Spathaspora passalidarum NRRL Y-27907, 1488 nucleotides long. RefSeq lists its product as uncharacterized. The record is from RefSeq and is a predicted model, not a curated record. Gene Ontology annotation, cellular component: nucleus. The transcript has 2 exons. Gene Ontology annotation, molecular function: protein binding. Bases 1 to 1488 code for a protein of 495 amino acids. Lineage: Eukaryota; Fungi; Ascomycota; Pichiomycetes; Serinales; Debaryomycetaceae.